Messenger RNA from Guillardia theta CCMP2712, 858 nucleotides. RefSeq lists its product as hypothetical. The coding region runs from base 1 to 858 and encodes 285 amino acids. The transcript has a single exon. The record is from RefSeq and is a predicted model, not a curated record. NCBI's taxonomy places the organism in Eukaryota, Cryptophyceae, Pyrenomonadales, Geminigeraceae.
AUGCCUGCAUCCCGAAACAUGGCGCACAGCAUCGCGCAGUACACGGGGACGCGCAUCGACUCCUCCGCGAAGCACAUCGUCGCCUGCAAGGUGAACGGGAAGGUGUUUGAGCGGCUGGGGAACCAGGUGAAGCAGCUCACCGAUGACAAGUACCGCUACGCCAUGCAGAAGGACGAGCUCGUCCUGAGUGUUGCGCUGAUGACGGACGAGGACGUGGUGAGGGGCGCAGACCGGACGUUCCAGCGCACCUUCGUCAAGCACGCCUACCCUCCCGUGAUCACCACCCUGGGGGACAAGCUUCUGGAUGAGCACAAGACGGCCAUCCGAUUGUAUUACCGGAACCUCUCCUUCGAGAACGAGGACGAGGGGAUCGUCUACGAUAGGAAUGGGGUGGAUCACUUCUUCCCCUUCAAGUUCGACUUCGUCGGUGUCAGCGUCGGCACCGCCUAUGCCAGCGACCUGACGGGCGACCCCGUGGGCUCCGUCCUGAUUGGCGGGAUGAUGACGGUGCUGAACGGCCACUUCCCCUGCUACACCGGGGAGCUGGUCCAGUGGUACUUCGACUUCGAAUCGGAGGAGUUCGACCCGGACGGGAAGCGGAUCGUGCCUGCUGGGAUGGACCACCGUAUCCGGUACCCCAUCGGCGGAAGGGAGCACUUCUACCAGCAGCGCAUGUUCGGGGCGCACGCGGACGCGAACCGGGGGAAGCAGAACGUGGCGCUGAUCAAGCCCUUCCGAAAGAUCCGGGACCGAAGAAACUAUGCCUACGGGGACAAGGUGAGGGUGAUCGGCAGGAUCGUGAACGGGGGGCAGCCCUGGGAGCCCAUCGACAUCUUCCUGUCCAACACCUUCGUGUAG